This is a messenger RNA of Gloeophyllum trabeum ATCC 11539, 1635 nucleotides long. Its product is annotated as O-acetylhomoserine ami. Gene Ontology annotation, molecular function: pyridoxal phosphate binding; transferase activity, transferring alkyl or aryl (other than methyl) groups. The coding region runs from base 31 to 1332 and encodes 433 amino acids. NCBI's taxonomy places the organism in Eukaryota, Fungi, Basidiomycota, Agaricomycetes, Gloeophyllales, Gloeophyllaceae. The record is from RefSeq and is a predicted model, not a curated record. The transcript has 14 exons. Gene Ontology annotation, biological process: transsulfuration.
GGAUCACUGCACGGGGUUCCUCCUUCCAAUAUGGCCACCAACCGGUUCUACAGAGAGCCGGAAUUUGAGACGCUGCAGCUUCACGCGGGGCAAGAUAUAGACCCAGCAACCAAUGCCCGCGCACCACCUAUCUAUGCUAGCACUAGUUUUGCCUUCAACAACUCGCAGCAUGGCGCGGACCUAUUCGGUCUCAGGACUGAAGGUUAUAUAUACUCACGCAUCGAGAACCCUACAGUGAGCGUAUUUGAGAAGCGCAUCGCGGCGCUCGAGGGAGGCGUCGGCGCGGUGGCCACCGCCAGCGGCCAAUCUGCUCAAUUCAUGGCUAUCUCUGCCAUUGCGGGCGUAGGAGAUAACAUAGUUUCCACGUCUUACCUCUACGGCGGUACAUACAAUCAGUUUAAAGUGUUACUCAAGAAAUACGGCAUCAAGGUAAAAUUCGUCCUCUCUGACGAUCCCGCCGCUUUCGCCGCCGCCAUAGACGAACAUACGAAGGCAAUAUAUGUGGAGAGCAUCGGGAACCCGAAGUACAACAUCUCUCCUCUUCCCGAUCUCGCAAAGGUUGCCCACGAUAAUGGCAUUCCACUAAUUGUGGAUAACACCUUUGGCAUGGGUGGAUAUCUUAUUCGCCCUAUAGACUAUGGUGCCGACAUUGUUGUCCACAGCGCCACAAAAUGGAUCGGUGGCCACGGAACCACCAUCGCCGGCGUCAUAGUUGAUUCAGGCAAAUUCGACUGGACCAAAUCAGGGAAGUUCCCUUCGUUCACGGAGCCCUCUGAGGGGUACCAUGGGCUCGUCUUCAGUACCCUUGGGGCCGCAGCCUUCUCGCUUAAGGUCCGGGUAGAGAUCCUCCGGGAUCUGGGCGCCUCGAUGAACCCCUUCGCCGCCUUCCUCUUGCUGCAGGGACUCGAGACGCUCAGCUUGCGGGCCCAGAGGCACUCUGACAAUGCGUUGGCCUUGGCUAGAUAUCUGGAGCAACACCCGAAGGUGAAGUGGGUGUCGUAUACAGGGCUUCCGUCCCAUGCCUCGCACGAGUUGGCAAAGAAGCUGUUGAGACAAGGCGCGUUCGGAGGCGUCUUGAGCUUCGGUGUUAAGGCCGACGCAGAUAUCGGGUCCAAAGUCGUCGACUCGCUGAAGUUAGCCUCAAAUCCUGCCAACGUCGGGGAUGCGAAGACUUUGGUGAUCCACCCGGCUACUACUACACACCAGCAGCUGAAUGCCGAGGAACAGCUUGCGUCAGGUGUUACGCCUGAUCUGAUACGGGUGUCGGUCGGAAUUGAGAACAUCAAGGAUAUCAUUGCGGAUUUUGAAGAGGCAUUGAAGGUUGUGCCAUGAGUACGGAUUAAUAACAAACAACGACGGCGUGUAUUACUACGAAACAGGAUGAUGCCGAAAUCACAUUAUCCCCCAAACCCUUUCAAUCGCUGUGCGGCCCAAAUGGUCGUAAGUAUUCCCAGUGUAUAAAAUUCGAACCCGAGCACUGUAUCUGUGGUGUACCAACUCUAGAUCUUCGCCACACACAUCGCCUAGUCGGCGCUAAAUCAUUGUUCCGAGCUUUCUCCAGACUGCUAUAGCCAUGCAACGUUGCCGCUUCUUUAUACUAGUACUCCUGUAAACCUCUGCGCACGCGAACUCCGU